Messenger RNA from Drosophila nasuta, 2245 nucleotides. Its product is annotated as UDP-glycosyltransferase UGT5-like. Gene Ontology annotation, molecular function: UDP-glycosyltransferase activity. The transcript is spliced from 2 exons. NCBI's taxonomy places the organism in Eukaryota, Metazoa, Arthropoda, Insecta, Diptera, Drosophilidae. The coding region runs from base 503 to 2092 and encodes 529 amino acids. The record is from RefSeq and is a predicted model, not a curated record.
AUCACUCACAUACCAUAUUAUUACUUGUGAGAUUGUCUCGCCUUUGUUGAGCAUGUUAUCCAUUAUACAAAGUGAGCUUACAUGAUCUUUUACAUUUCAAAGUCUUAUAAUUUACAGAGCGAAAAGCUUAUGGUUAAGUUUCGCUACAUGAAUAUUUUGUUAGUGUAAUUAUCUUUCAAUCGCGAGUUUGCUCAAUAAGCAAUGAAAUAUGAAUAGAAUUCAUUGAACAGCAUUUAGAAUAUCAUUGACAUUGUGAUCUUGACAAGUUUAACAAUAAUUGAAGCAUAAACAGACGCGUGUGCAUACUAAAAAUCCACUUUGAACUCUGCCAUUCAUAAUUGAAAUUGAAUUGCCUAACUUGUUACUUAAAAUAGUAUUAAGUUAUUUAAAUUCAUUUUACAAUCAUGAAAGGCCAAUGCACUAAACUUUUCGCUCUCGACGCCACUCAUUGAGCUUGCCUAUGUGAAUUUGUAGUUCAGUUGAGUAUUGCGCGACUUUUGAAAUGGUGAAUAAAUUGCUGCUGUCACUUUCUGUGUUCGUCUUCUUGUCUCCCGUUUGGGGAGCCAAUAUUCUGGGAUUAUUCAGCACCUUUAGUCCAUCGCAUUUGCUUGUACACAUGUCGAUCAUGAAAUCACUGGCAGAUCAAGGACAUAAUGUAACAAUAGUGACAAAUUGUAAACCCAAACUAGCGCCACAUGACAACAUUACAUUAAUCUUGGCGCCAGCAAGUGAAGAACGCAUGAGAGGAGUGAAUGAGUUUGUAGAGAACUCAAUGAAAAGGAAGUCACACUUCAUUCAAGCCAUCUUUAAUACAUUAACAUUGAUCUACAGUAUCUUGGGCAUACAGUAUGACUUUGUGCUGCAUUCUCAAGUAAAAGAUAUUUAUGAAAAUCCCCAUGUUAAUUAUGAUCUCUUGGUGCUCGGCUAUUUAUUCAAUGACUUUCAAUUGGGCAUUGCUGCGAAGCUGCAAGUACCGGCAAUCCUUAGUUGGGUUGGCUUACCUCUAGCAUUUGUCGACGAUACCGUUGGCAACGUCUACGAUCCUUCCUAUGUGCCCAUCGUCAGCUUUGUAACAGAAACAACAACGCAAUCAACAGGGCUAUGGUGGCGUAUGCACAACCUUUUUAGCUGGACAAUGUUGAAGAUUUUUAGCAUUGGCAACGACUUUGUUAUGACGUUCUUGUACAAACACGCUUUUGGCAAUGAUUCAAGUAUGAUCAGCUAUGAUGAGGCAAAGGAAAAAGUCUCCCUGCUCUUCUACAAUUAUCAUUCGCAAAGCGAAGGUCCUGUGCGUCCCACAGUGCCGCAGUCCAUUGAGAUUGGAGGAAUACAGAUCAAGGAACAGCCUGAUUCCUUGCCCCAAGAGCUUGCAUACUUUCUGGACAACGCUACUGACGGAGCGAUCUUCUUUAGCCUAGGCACCAAUAUCAAGCUCACAUUCUUCGAGCCUCAACUCCUAGAAACCAUCUACCAAGUGCUGUCCCACCAGCACCUUCGUGUCAUCUGGAAGUGGGAUGACCAGGUGCCUAAGCCAGGCAACGCAUCCAACAUAUACUUUCACAACUGGCUGCCCCAGGAUGACAUUCUCGCUCAUCCCAACACCAAGCUCUUUAUCACACACGCUGGCAAAGGAGGCGUGGCUGAGGCCCAGUACCAUGGAGUACCAAUGCUGGCGUUGCCGGUCUUUGCUGAUCAGCCUGGCAACGCACAGCUAAUGAUGGCAUCAGGCUUUGGAAUCAGUAUGGAUCUGCUUACGCUCAACAAGGAGAGUCUGGAGAAGGGCAUUCAAGAGGUGCUCAAUAAUCCCGUAUAUCGCAAUAAUGUCCGCAAGUUCUCAGAUCUCUAUCGGGAUCGACCGCUGACAGCUCGCCAAUCUGUGAUCUAUUGGACGGAGUAUGUGAUGCGUCAUAAAGGAGCUUACCAUCUGCGGAGUCCUAUUGUAAAACUUAGCUUUAUGGCACGAUACAAUCUCGAUGUUUAUGCCAUUCUUCUGCUCAUCUUCGUCUGUUCGAUGAUCAUAUUCGUAUUUCUGCUACGAUUUAUAGUCAACACAAUCCUAUUGAAAACGCAAUUCAAGACCAAAAUUAACUAAUUGUCACUUUGAUACGCGUUAUACAUACAUAUAUACAACGACGAUUAUACAUACAUAUAUGCUAAACAUCAUUUUCAAUUCUCACGCUGAAUAUUAAUAAAAAGUUUGUGCUGAUUGUUACUUUCAGUCUCCGCUCCCUGCAAUGUGCAGCAC